AUGCUUCCACGCGCAGCCAGCAUCGACUCUAUAUCUUCCGCGGACCUGAAUUCGCCAGUGUCGCCUGCGAGCGUUGUGAGCGACUGGUCGGCUGGUAGAAAGCCACAGCUUGGACGAUGGCGACAUACGGUCGGCAUCAUUCUCUUGCUGGCCACGGUUUUCCUAUGGACGGCCUCGAAUUUCCUAGCGAGUACCAUCUUCGCCGACAACGAGUACUCCAAACCCUACUUCGUAACCUACACGAAUACCGCAUUCUUCAUAAUACCGCUUCUCCCUAUGCUCCUACGACACCUAUACGAUGACCGAUUCCGGAUGUCGACCUUACGAGAACUACUACAACGAAGAGUUGGGAAAUACAAGCUACUUCGAGAUCAUGAGGACGAAGAUGAUAACCUCUCCAAAUCGGAUGGGAGAAGCCAAAGUUCGCGGCGUAGCAGGUCUCCAUCCGCACAGAUGCUGUUAGAGGAGGAUAUGGGCAACUCACAGGAGUUGGGCGGCAGUAUUCAGAGCCAGCAGGCAGGCCUAACGUUGGCCGAAACAGCUAAGCUGAGCCUAGAGUUUUGUAUAUUAUGGUUUUUGGCCAACUAUUUCGCCGCAGCAUGUCUAGAAUAUACCACAGUGGCCAGUUCCACUAUACUGGCUUCGACAAGCAGCAUCUGGACCCUCCUCAGCGGCUCCGUGAUGGGUGUUGAGCGCUUUACUCUCAGGAAGCUCUUCGGAGUCUUUGCCUCCCUCGCCGGAAUUGCUCUAAUCUCGACUGUCGACGUCUCUGGUGAAAGCGACGAGAAUCGGGGAACGUUUCCUCAUAAAUCACCCCGCGAGUUGGCGAUUGGCGACUCGAUGGCUUUCUUCAGCGCCGUCUUGUACGGCUUUUAUGCGGUGCUCAUGAAGAAAAGAAUUGGGGACGAAAGCAAAGUCAACAUGCCUCUCUUCUUUGGAUUAGUCGGACUGUUUAACUGCAUACUUUUAUGGCCUGGCCUCAUCAUCCUACAUCUUACAGGGGUGGAGACAUUCGAACUUCCACCCACAAAUCGUAUACUCACCAUCGUCUUAGUCAACUCUGCAUCGUCUCUAGUCUCUGACUUCUGCUGGGCCUACGCGAUGCUUCUCACAUCGCCGCUGGUUGUGACCGUGGGCCUGAGCCUUACGAUCCCGCUUUCACUCGUUGGUCAGAUGAUCCUCGAUUCUCAGUAUUCUAGCGCGCUCUACUGGGUAGGCGCGGUCAUCAUGUUCAUCUCAUUCAUCUUUAUCAAUCACGAGGAAAAGAGAGACGAGAAUGAGCCACCUUUAUCGCAGUCUGGGCCCGGUCUGAUUGCAGCCUGA
This is a messenger RNA of Mytilinidion resinicola, 1323 nucleotides long. RefSeq names its product vacuolar membrane protein. Gene Ontology annotation, cellular component: membrane. The record is from RefSeq and is a predicted model, not a curated record. Gene Ontology annotation, biological process: transmembrane transport; regulation of peptide transport. Bases 1 to 1323 code for a protein of 440 amino acids. Gene Ontology annotation, molecular function: transmembrane transporter activity. NCBI's taxonomy places the organism in Eukaryota, Fungi, Ascomycota, Dothideomycetes, Mytilinidiales, Mytilinidiaceae. The transcript has 6 exons.